AUGAAUGAAUUGCGAGAAAUAAAUAAUGGUGUAGUGUUUCAUACUGAUCAAGAAGUUUGUAUUGAUGAUAUUAAAUCAUUUGCAACUGAAAAAAUAUUUCUUGUUACAACUGAAAGAGAUGCUACAAGGAUUUUAGAAGAAAUUCAUGCAUUAACACAAGUUGAUUCGAUAUUUAUUUUCUGUUUUAAACCUAAAAAAUAUCAAAAUCUUUUACAAAAAGUUUCUAAACUGAUUGGAAUCUAUAGAGAACGACAAGAUUUACUAAAUGCUUUGAAAGAAAAUAUUAUUCUCGUUGAAAAACAUUUAGAAGAAUUUAGUUUCUAUAGUCAACAUAAACAAAAAACUACAAGAGAUCUAUCGAAAGAGUCUGCUGAAUUUCUAUGGUUUCAAAUGUUUAAAGAUGUCAUUUUGAGAUUGCCAAGAGAUAGUCAUGCGAAGCAACAAAUGAUUGAAUUGUGUCGCCAUUAUUAUCAUGGAAAUGAAAAAGAAUUAAAAUUUAUUCAACAAACAGACUCAAUCAUUUUUGCUGAUAUUGCAAAAUUUAGUGAGUAUCCAGAUGAAGAAGUUUUAUUCGAUUUUGGGACAACAUUCGAAAUAGUUUCUGUCAAGGAAGAUGAAAAAUUCAAUCCAUGCUUAAUUAAACUAAGAGCUAGUAAUAAAGGAUCUAAAGUAGCUAAAGAACAUAAUGAAUUAAAUAGAAAAGAUGAAGAAGAAACUAGAGUUGAACUCAUAUUUGGCAAAUUAUUAAUUGAUAUGGGACAAUAUGAUCAAUCAUUAAAAUACUUUCAACGUUUGUUGUUACAUAAUCAUACACAAAAGGAUGAUAUCGCAAAAAUUAAUAAUUUAGUUGAAUCGACGUAUUACAAUAAAGAUGAUCUUAAAAAGGAACUCGAAUAUUAUAAACUGGCUUAUAAUUUAAUGAUGAAUGAUGAACCAAUACGAAUAAAAGAUUCAGUGAGACUAUUAACAAAUAAAGGUCUCACUUAUCAUCGAAAAGAACAUAUAAAAACAACAAAAACACUUACGAAUAUUGGUAAUAUAUAUACAGAAACUCGAAAAUACAAGCGUGCAUUACAAUAUUAUGAAAAGGUGCUAAAAAUUCAACAAAAAUGCUUACCAUCCGAUCAUAUUGAGACUGCUAUGACAUUGAACAAUAUUGCAGUCGUAUAUCAAAAAUUGAAUUAUCUUGAUUAUGCAUUUGAAUAUUAUCAACAGGCAUUAAAUAUGAAAGAAAAAAUAUUUCCACCACAUCACAUCGAUAUUGCUGUUGAAAGAAAUAAUGUUGCAAAGAUAAAUGAAAUAAAACAACAUCUUCAACAUGCAAACAAUGCCGUACCCAUACCAAAAGCCAGAGCUCGAANAUAA
Messenger RNA from Rotaria sp. Silwood2, 1365 nucleotides. The record is from the annotation of a GenBank genome assembly. NCBI's taxonomy places the organism in Eukaryota, Metazoa, Rotifera, Eurotatoria, Philodinida, Philodinidae.